This is a messenger RNA of Pyricularia oryzae 70-15, 435 nucleotides long. RefSeq lists its product as uncharacterized. The transcript has 6 exons. Gene Ontology annotation, biological process: intracellular protein transport. Gene Ontology annotation, cellular component: Sec61 translocon complex. The coding region runs from base 1 to 435 and encodes 144 amino acids. The record is from RefSeq and is a predicted model, not a curated record. NCBI's taxonomy places the organism in Eukaryota, Fungi, Ascomycota, Sordariomycetes, Magnaporthales, Pyriculariaceae.
AUGUCUUCGCCCAGAGCCUCCUCGCCGGCCAACGCCCCGGCCGCCGCGACAGGUGCCAGCGUCAACCGUCCCUCGUCGCCGACGCCCCCCGGUGGUGCCCGCACUGCCAUCCGCCGCAGGGCGGCCGCCGACCAGAAGGAGAAGAUCGCCAAUGCUCGGCCAAGCAGCACCCGCGCCGCCGGCGCCGGUGGUAGCAGCAGCACGAUGCUGAGGCUCUACACCGACGAGUCGCCCGGUCUGAAGGUCGACCCCGUCGUUGUUCUCGUGCUUUCUCUCGUCUUCAUUUUCAGCGUUGUUGCUCUUCACAGUAAGACUUCCAUGGUCAUUAUCCUUCUACGUUUUGGGGUCGGAGUUAAGAAUCGCAAUGGUUGGCCGUUAGACAUAGCUCGGUUGGCUUGGGUUCACUAUUCGUUGGAGAACCGCUGUGGCCCCUAG